CUUCGAGUGGGUUCACCACAUCAGCCACCACUCCUGCUUCUGAGCACAGGGUGCUCUCCUCUUGAGCUCAGCUUCUGCUUUUGCAGCCAAGCAUCCUUGCUGCUGCUGCCUGCCUACCUGCCUACCCGCAGGGUUUGCAGCCCUCCACUUGACUUCCUCCAGCCCUGCUGCCAGCUGAGAAGUCUCCCUGCAGCUCCUGGUUUCUGCCUAGAGCCAUGUGUGCAGAUGCCGCACUGGAGAAGGAGGCACUUGCUCCUGGCUCUCAUCCCAGCUGAGUUUCUCCUGUUGAUUUCAGGACCACAGAUGCUGAGGAGGUAUUUCCUGGCAUCCUUCCCUCUGCUACCACCAGCUAAGGACCAGAUCAAAAGCGAGUGUCAGGAUGGGCCGCGCUGCCAGAGGCCGACGCUAGCCAGCGAAGUGUGAAGAGUUGGCCAGAAUGACCAACUCUUCCACGUCCACUUCCUCCACCACCGGAGGGUCGCUGCUGCUGCUCUGCGAGGAAGAGGAGUCGUGGGCGGGCCGGCGCAUCCCCGUGUCCCUCCUGUACUCGGGCCUGGCCAUCGGGGGCACGCUGGCCAACGGCAUGGUCAUCUAUCUCGUGUCGUCCUUCCGGAAGCUGCAGACGACCAGCAACGCCUUCAUCGUGAACGGCUGCGCCGCGGACCUCAGCGUCUGCGCCCUCUGGAUGCCGCAGGAGGCGGUGCUCGGGCUCCUGCCGGCCGGCUCCGCGGAGCCCCCCGGGGACUGGGACGGCGCCGGGGGCAGUUACCGCCUGCUGCGGGGCGGGCUGCUGGGCCUUGGGCUCACCGUGUCUCUCUUGUCCCACUGCCUGGUGGCCCUGAACCGCUACCUGCUCAUCACCCGGGCGCCCGCCACCUACCAGGCGCUGUACCAGCGGCGCCACACGGCGGGCAUGCUGGCGCUGUCCUGGGCGCUCGCCCUGGGCCUCGUGCUGCUGCUGCCGCCCUGGGCGCCGCGGCCCGGCGCCGCGCCCCCGCGCAUCCACUACCCGGCGCUGCUGGCCGCCGCGGCGCUGCUGGCGCAGACGGCGCUGCUGCUGCACUGCUACCUGGGCAUCGUGCGCCGCGUGCGCGUCAGCGUCAAGCGGGUCAGCGUCCUCAACUUCCACCUGCUGCACCAGCUGCCCGGCUGCGCCGCCGCCGCCGCCGCCUUCCCGGGCGCCCCGCACGCGCCGGGCCCGGGUGGCGCCGCGCACCCGGCGCAGGCCCAGCCGCUGCCCCCCGCGCUGCACCCGCGCCGGGCGCAGCGGCGGCUCAGCGGCCUGUCGGUGCUGCUGCUCUGCUGCGUCUUCCUCCUGGCCACGCAGCCGCUGGUGUGGGUGAGCCUGGCCAGCGGCUUCUCGCUGCCCGUGCCCUGGGGCGUGCAGGCGGCCAGCUGGCUCCUGUGCUGCGCCCUGUCGGCGCUCAACCCGCUGCUCUACACGUGGAGGAACGAGGAGUUCCGCCGCUCCGUGCGCUCCGUCCUGCCCGGCGUCGGCGACGCGGCGGCGGCCGCCGCCGCCGCCACGGCCGUGCCCGCGGUGUCCCAGGCGCAGCUGGGCACCCGCGCCGCCGGCCAGCACUGGUGACCCGGCCAGGGCGCGCGGGAAGCGGAGCGUCCCGGCUUCCCGGCUUCCAACGUCCUUGGUCACCACCGCCUCCCGGCCUUGUAAAGUAUCCCCUGCCUGAAAGGAGACUCCUUUGGGCGAAGACCAGUAAUAAAUCUGUGCGAAGAUUUCGCCUCGACCCCAGGGAGAGACCCGAACCAAGGUUUUAUCCCUACAAGGUGUCCGCGAGGACAUUAUCGGCCGCCACCUGAUUUUUGCCCUUUGUUUCCGUGUUUUAGAGAAAUCCUAAAGUCAAAACACCGGAAACUUCAAGAACUUGCAUACUGACAUUUUGAAAGAACCGGUUAAUUUAUUUCAACACUGUUUUGGAAAAACAGCUUCGAUAACACGAUUACCAUUUCCACUUUCAUCGUCUUAUAAGCUAUGUGAAGGCCCUUGAGUGUGCAUGAGCCAAAGGAAAUAAUAGUGAUGAAGGAAAUAAUAUUUGUGAAGCGUUUUAGAAAUUAACCUCUCUUUGAUGAUGCUUCUAAGUUUAGCCUUGUCGCCUGAAGAAUGGAGCCGCAGAUGUGCACACCAGUAUGUUACUAGUAAGACCUCACGCCCUUUAUUCUUAAAAGGGGAUUUUAUAAAAGUACAGUCAUUACUGAGUGAAACUGAAUCUUAGCCAGUGAGAAAAAUAAAAUCCAGAUUUACUAUUUUACACCCCUUUUUGGCACUUUUGAGACUGAAAAUUGGCAUCGAGGGUUAAAGGGACAAAUUUCCAUUGUGCUGAUCGAUGGUCUGAGCCAGCAGUGGAAUUGUGGAAGAAAUAAAAGGGGGUUGAUCUAUUUUAGGUACCAGUUUCAGGUUUUCUGUAGCAUGCACACUUGUUGCUACCCUCAUUUUGUCAUCACUUCCCUUGCCUUAUGAGUGUGAUUGCAGCUGUGAACAUUCUGUACUAUAAUGGUUGCUAAGGAGAAUAAGUCCUGUUUUCUCUUUAACAUUUAAAAUAUCUCAGUGCACAUGAUAUAAUCAAACACGAAUACACCAUGACUGCAUAGCUAACAUUAACCUCCAUUGCAUGCUCUUAGAUGCUACAACUUACUGGGCAUGUGGUAUACUAAAGCAAUACCCAUUCGACAAGGACAUUUUUACUUCUUCCAGACACCAGGAGAAGUGGCCUUCAAAUAUUUGAAAAGAGACCCAGAGACAUCUCUGGCCACCUAGAGUUCUUCUUGUCUUGACCCAAUUUAUGAGAAAACUCCCAGGUGGGACUUUAUCUUGCAAAUGGAACCACAGUCAAGAUGGAUCAAUGAUAUGGUCUGGCUCUGCAGAGCCAUCUGCACUCUUUCAGGGUUUAGACAAGCCACACGUUAGAAGGUAGCUCUGUUUUUAAUGUAGUUCCUAUGUAUGACCAUGACACUUAACAUGGAUAUCGUAUCUCUUCAAGGUGUUAUAAACUCAGUUGCAUAAAACGAACAGUUCAAUUAGGAGUCUGUUCUAAAAUGUAUGAUUUGAGGCGUGUCCUUUUCCUCUUUAGUUUCCUAAAUUUACUUAGAACUAUUUGAAGUGCAGAAUUGUGUGAAAUCACUUUCUAAAACGAAAGUGGGAGUAAAGUAAUGAAAUAAUCAUCUAUCAGCAAUUCUGACUGCUAACGACAUCAAAUCCGGGGCCGAACAGCCUUGUUUACCUGUGUAAUUCAGGAAUGAGAACAGCUUGCGUUGUUGCCCUCCUGUAAGCCAAGACCAUGGGAACAUUUGUGCAUCUGAAUAAUUACGAGACUUGCAGGAAACAUUGACGUGUUUGUAGAAAAACAAAACAAAACAAUUACGUUCAUCACCAGUAGAUCAGCAGUCAUCUUAUUAAUCUCUCCCCUUUGUGCAUGCACCAUUUCUCUCUUACUAAGGUUUCAUCUGUUCCCAUUUUUCUUGAUUCAAAUACUUAAUUAAAGUUCAGACAACUAUUCCUCUGAGUUUUUUUCUUCUGUCUCUGGUCUUCUCGCAUACCUCCUGGAGAACACGAUGACAGAUGGCACUGUAUCCCAAAGCACUGGGGAUGAAAGUGUCUUCUUUGUUCCGUCUUUAUUUAGUUUUACUUUUAGUUUCUAGAAUUAUUUCUACCUUUUAUAAGUAUGUCAGCAUUAAAAAGAAAUAGAUAUAAUGUCCUUUCUGUAAGUAUAGUUGAUUUGGGAAAUACACGGUAACAACAGAGAGGAGAAGAUCGUCCUUUUUUGGAGGACACUUGUCUAAAUCUCUAUCAAAAAGCUCUUCUUUUAAUUAAGCCUUUGUCCUUGUUCUUUACUGUGGAUGCUACAAUUUUCCCCCCAGUUCCUAUAAACACUUGCCAAGCAUGUAAACUUUAGCUUUUCAAAUACCUGGUAUCUCGCAGUGCUUCUGGCUAACACUGAGAACCUCCUCGUGGUGGCUCAGUGCCAUGUGGGAGACCUACUUCAGGUUGUAUUUACUGGUAAUUAACUCCACAGGACUGAUUCACUUUUAAUUUCCAAGUAGCAAUGAUGUGUCUAAAAAUGCCUUACUUGGGCGAAAGCUGGGAGUGUUGGGAGUCACCGCUUUUACAAAUUAAGGUAAU
This is a messenger RNA of Camelus dromedarius (Arabian camel), 4135 nucleotides long. RefSeq names its product G protein-coupled receptor 88 (gene GPR88). NCBI's taxonomy places the organism in Eukaryota, Metazoa, Chordata, Mammalia, Artiodactyla, Camelidae. The record is from RefSeq and is a predicted model, not a curated record. Gene Ontology annotation, cellular component: plasma membrane. Gene Ontology annotation, molecular function: G protein-coupled photoreceptor activity. The transcript is spliced from 2 exons. Gene Ontology annotation, biological process: phototransduction; cellular response to light stimulus; G protein-coupled receptor signaling pathway. The coding region runs from base 437 to 1588 and encodes 383 amino acids.